GAAGGGGAGGGGGUGUUGUGGAGAAACUGGUGCCCGGUGAUUGUCGCUCCCCUGCCGGAUGCGGCGGCAGCAGCAGCCCGCGCGGUGUCGCUUAGAGACGGAGGCAGGAGGCAGAGCGAAACGGGGUCGACGGGGGUAGGCCAAAGAGUGACCAGGGCUAACAGCCGGUGGCGGGUGGAGUAGUUAUUGACGAUCACUGAUCACAAUUGACGAUUAUUUUUUUCGGCAGGAAGGUCAGGGCAGGAGGUGACGAGGCAGGGUCCGUUACUAUGGUGAUAACAGAUGAUGAUUUAUCCCCUUAUUAUUGUGCCUUAUCCAUUCAAUAAUUUAUUAAUUCACAGAUUCACUUUGUUCCGUUUUUUUCUUCUCCUCCUCCUCCCUUUAUCUUCCUCUCCCCUGUCCUCUCUCGCCCUUCAUCCUCGCUGCUUCCUCUUCCUCCCCCUCUCUCACCCGUUCCCCUCCAUUCGUCUCCCCUCCUCUCUCUUUCAGGUCAACGAGAGCCAGCAACAGCUCGCUCUGAAGAUCAAAUCCUCCCUCGUUUCCUCUCUCUACGAUGCUCUGCUCACGUCCAUAUGUUGAAGAACACACUCGUCUUAUUUUAGCACCACUGCCUUCCUCCUCCUCCUCCUCCUCUUCCUCCUCUUCCUCCUCUCUUGCCCUCCUCUCUUCUGAGUUUUGACUCCCUUUUUCACUGUCUCUCUCUUUGUGUCUCUCUUUCUCUCUCCUUCUUAUUUUUUUCACACACACGCGGAAAAAGAAAAUGAAGCGUGGGUCGAGUGUGUUGCAGCCUCACUCUGAUGCAGCCAAACGACACGCACACCCUGCAAACACACACACAAAGACACACACAGUUGAUGACGCACAAGCCGCAGGUUCGAGCCCCUUCCCAGCAGCCACCUCUCUUUUCAGCCCCGAUGUCAGCACCAAGAUGGCGUCUGACCUCCUCAUCAGGCUGUCAGAGGCCACCCAGAAGGCCCAGAUGCAUCCUGGGAGCCGAGAGGAAGCGGAGCAGCAGGAUGAGCCAGGCGUCGCUCUCUCGCCGGACAGCCCCGGGGCGAGUCCCGAGCCACCGUCCCUCACGCACACGCCUGACGGCAAUGCCGCUACGGACACGCUAGCUUCAGAUCUGCUCCGGAAGCUAGCGGAGCGUCAGGAAGUGAAUGGCCAUGUGGUGAGGCUCAAAGAAGAAGAAGAGCCAAUGGAAGUCGACACAGUAGCUCAGAGUCAAGUAGUAACAGAAGAAGUUACUCCGCCUGUCCCAAAAAUGGUCAAUCACCACAUCUUCAGUGUUAAAACAGAAGAUCGGGGCCUCACCGGGAACAAAGUGGCUGAGGAGUUGCACCCCAGAGCCAAAAUGGCGGACCGGUGUCUCUUUGGCCUUAAUAUAGAAGGCAAGUUCUGUGCUGAAGGAUGCCCACCUGGUUCCGCAAUGGCAGACAGUGCAGUCUCUGGAGCCAAACAGUUUCACUUUCAAGUGAACAUGGAGAAUGUCUCUGGACCCAAGAUGUCGGACCACCUUCUAACUGGAGCCAAGAUUGAGGACCAGCUUCUCUUUAAAGCGAAGUUUGCCGAGCGGCCUUUCUCUGGAGUCAAGGUAACCAACAAGUUUCUCUCUGGAGUCAAAACGGAGGACCAGUUUGCUUCAGGGGCCAAGAUGGAGAACCAGGUUUUCUCCGGGGUGAAGACGGAGGAGCAGCUCUUCUUUGGAGCCAAAAUGGAAGACCAAUUUACCUCUGGAGCCAAGAUGGCUGACCAGUGCCUCAGAGCAGUGCUGUGGCAGGACAUGUCAGUGAACCUGGCGUCGACGCUGCUGCACCAACUGUCAGAGAGGGUCGGUAAAUCCAACAGUCAGCUGGUGGACAGGAUGACUCCACCCAUCAGAAGCAGUCCUGUUUUGAAGGGCAACGAGGACCAGCACCACUCUUCCCCAGCAGUGAUCAGCUCCCAAACACCUCCACUUGAAACCCAAACCAGCCUCAGCAGACACCAAACCACAGGUUGCUCUUACUUUUUCAGGUGUCACGUGUGCGGCUUUGAGACCGAGGGACAGGCCCUUUUCCAGAGUCACAUGACCGAACACCGCCAAUGGGAGCACAGAUCCUUCUCGCUGCACUGCUGCGUGUGCGACCACUCGACCAAUCAGGAGGCAGAGAUGAGGGCUCACGUCGGCACGCACAUUCAGGGCGACGCAGUAGAAGUGAGAUGCCCUGUUACCCUCCCUGCUACAGCUUCCACCUCCAGCAGCGGUGCUCCGGCAGUUGCCACGGCAACCCAGCCGGAGACAAGCACCUCAGAGCAUCGCUGCCGCAUCUGCCAGAGGUCGUUUCCAGGGCAACAGGAGCUGCUGGUUCACUUCCAGGGUCAUCGCCAGGGCAACCAGUACCGCUGCGACCGGUGCGGCCACCUGACCCGGACAGCCAACAAGCUGGUGGAGCACGUGCGCGUUCACACGGGGGAGCGACCGUUCACCUGUGACCUCUGCCCCUACAGCGCCAAGCGGCGAGACAGUCUGCGCCUGCAUUGCAAGGUCAAACACGCUGCGCACUUCUUCAACGGGGGCGCGGCGGACACGCCCGCCGACGUGCACACGCACCGGUCAUAUGUGCAUGCAGACAAUCAGCGCUCGAACAAGCACGUCCAGCGGCUGCACACACCGCCAAGCGCUCACACCGCUGCAUCCUCCUCCUCUGUUCCUCCUCCUCCUCUUCUUCUUCACCCAUCGCUGUCCGACCGUGCCGGAUGGAGGGAUUUGUCUCCUCUCCUCCCGAUCACGACCCUCAUCUCUCUGAAACAGCGUUCUCCUUCAUCUUCCUCCUCUUCCUCUUCAUCUUUCUCUACCAAACACUCUUUUCUUGGUUACCUCGGCCUGACAACUUCUUUGUAAAGCCUCCCUGCUUUUGGUCCUCCUCUCUUCCUCUCCUUCUCUUCUAAUUUCUCCUCUUCCUCUUCUUCCUUUUCUCUUCUAUCCAUCCUCUGGACUCUUAAAGCGAUGGAUGUAAAGCUCUGUAAUGUAUCCAAGGUACUGUCACUCAGCACUAUGUAUGAGAAUGUCAAACAGCACUGAAAACACACCGAUAAGGAACGUUUUUGAAUUUAUUCAACUUUUGCAUCAUGCUCGUGAUUUUUGCUGCAUUCCUGCCUGCUUUAGCCCGUCAUAUAAUCACUGAACUCUUAGCUAUUUAACCGUGUGACAUAUUUAUUGCCUGUCUCUCUUGUCCUCCAGAAACCUUGAACUUAAAAAGUCUCAUUUUAUUAUAAAUUGUUCUAAUCAGAAACACGAGAUGCUGUGAAGUCAGGAUCAUUUAUUGAGAUGAUGAAAUAAUGUUGAGGGUGAGAUAGUUUGUUUUUCUUUUAAAACACAAUGUGUUUAAAAAACACAUUUUUUUAAAAAAGCAGGUGACUUCAAAAGAACAUGAUUAAAGGAAGAAAAUAAGAGUUGACAGCAUUUCUAGCAGCUCUUUAAGCCUAUAUCUAUAUGAAGGUUUAUGUAACUGUUUACUUUGAGUUCAGCAUGCUAACAGGUCCACAGUACAAUGCUAAUAUAGCAGGUAUAAUGCUAAUUGUAUUCUAUGUUCUUAUUUUGUUAUUUGAACAUGCUAACUUUUGCUAAUUAGCGGCAGCGAGAACAAACUGCUGUUAUUACUGAGAAUGUCCUUAGUUUGGUAUGCUAAUAUGUUAAUUUUUGCUAAUUAACCGCUGAGGCUAAUGGGAAUGUCUUUAGUUUUAUUGUUGUAUUAUUUGCUUAUUGCUGCUGAGACUUUUUUCUUUACUUGGUAUAAAUGUCUUUAGUCUAGCUUUUUAGCAUGAUA
Oreochromis aureus is the source of this 3809-nucleotide messenger RNA. Its product is annotated as zinc finger protein 827-like. The transcript has 9 exons. Bases 761 to 2884 code for a protein of 707 amino acids. Gene Ontology annotation, molecular function: DNA-binding transcription factor activity; RNA polymerase II cis-regulatory region sequence-specific DNA binding. The record is from RefSeq and is a predicted model, not a curated record. Gene Ontology annotation, biological process: regulation of transcription by RNA polymerase II. NCBI's taxonomy places the organism in Eukaryota, Metazoa, Chordata, Actinopteri, Cichliformes, Cichlidae.